UCCCAGAUGGAGAGGAUGCAGGGAGAGGGAGAGGUGGACCACCUGGAGAAACCAAGCCCACUGACUGACAAGGAGAGGGUGAUGAUCCAGGACUCCUGGACUAAAGUCUACCAGAACUGCGAUGAUGUUGGAGUGGCCAUACUAGUCAGGCUGUUUGUGAACUUCCCCUCAUCCAAACAGUACUUCAGCCAGUUCAAGUAUAUCGAGGAGCCGGAGGAGCUGGAGCGGAGUGCCCAGCUUAGGAAGCACGCUCACAGAGUCAUGAAUGCCAUCAAUACACUGGUGGAGAGCCUUGACAACUCAGACAAGGUGGCCUCAGUGCUGAAGCUGGUGGGCAAGGCCCACGCACUCCGACACAAGGUGGAGCCUGUGUACUUCAAGAUCCUGAGUGGUGUGAUACUGGAAGUCUUGGGAGAGGAGUUCCCAGAGGUUGUGACAGCAGAGGUGGCUGCGGCCUGGACCAAACUCUUGGCUACUGUCUACUGCAGUAUCACAGCUGUCUAUGAGGAAGUGGGCUGGACUAAGAUCUCAACCUCAACCGGGUGAAGCUUUUAGUCAGGUUUUA
This is a messenger RNA of Seriola dumerili (greater amberjack), 565 nucleotides long. RefSeq names its product cytoglobin-1-like. The record is from RefSeq and is a predicted model, not a curated record. Gene Ontology annotation, molecular function: oxygen binding; heme binding; iron ion binding. The transcript is spliced from 3 exons. The coding region runs from base 7 to 546 and encodes 179 amino acids. Lineage: Eukaryota; Metazoa; Chordata; Actinopteri; Carangiformes; Carangidae. Gene Ontology annotation, biological process: oxygen transport.